Molecule: messenger RNA, 2062 nt
Organism: Suricata suricatta (meerkat)
Lineage: Eukaryota; Metazoa; Chordata; Mammalia; Carnivora; Herpestidae
Gene: B4GALT2
Product: beta-1,4-galactosyltransferase 2
Exons: 7
Coding region: 88-1329 (413 amino acids)
Biological process (GO): carbohydrate metabolic process
Molecular function (GO): glycosyltransferase activity
Source: RefSeq, a predicted model, not a curated record
UCUGUCUUCCAGCCCCGCCCAAGCGCACCUCGCAGCCUGGCCGCCAGCCUGACCCAGAACCCCUGACCGGGAGGGGAAGGGGUGGGAAUGUUUGCACGUGGGGCCGGGAGUCCGAGCUGCCGGGGAGCCUGCGUGCAUGGCUGUGUACAUCGAGGAGCAGCGGCUUUGCCGGCAGCCGGAUGCCCGGGCCCAUCGGGCGGGCCGGCGGCCGCCUGCGGGAUGAGCAGACUGCUGGGGGGGACCCUGGAGCGCGUGUGCAAGGCUGUGCUCCUUCUCUGCCUGCUGCACUUUCUCGUGGCUGUCAUCCUCUACUUUGACGUCUACGCCCAGCACCUGGCCUUCUUCAGCCGCUUCAGUGCUCGGGGCCCUGCCCGGGCCCUCCACCCAGCUGCCAGUAGCAGCACCAACUUCUCCCGGCCCAACGCCACCGCCCCCAGCUCGGGGCUCCCAGAGGCUCCGAGUGCCCGGCCAGGCCCCACGGCUCCUGUUCUGCCUCCCUGUCCCGACUCACCACCUGGUCUCGUGGGCCGACUGCUGAUUGAAUUCACCUCACCCAUGCCACUGGAGCGGGUGCAGAGGGAGAACCCAGGCGUGCUCCUGGGCGGCCGCUAUACGCCACCUGAUUGCACGCCCGCCCAGACAGUGGCAGUCAUCAUCCCCUUUCGACACCGGGAGCACCACCUACGCUACUGGCUCCACUAUCUGCACCCCAUCCUGAGGCGACAGCGGCUGCGCUAUGGCGUCUACGUCAUCAACCAGCAUGGCGAGGAUACCUUCAAUCGGGCCAAGCUGCUCAACGUGGGCUUCCUAGAGGCACUGAAGGAGGAUGCCACCUACGACUGCUUCAUCUUCAGUGACGUGGACCUGGUCCCCAUGGAUGACCGAAACCUGUACCGCUGUGGUGACCAGCCCCGCCACUUUGCCAUUGCCAUGGACAAGUUUGGUUUCCGGCUGCCUUAUGCCGGGUACUUUGGAGGUGUGUCGGGCCUGAGUAAAGCCCAGUUUCUGAGAAUCAAUGGCUUCCCCAACGAGUACUGGGGCUGGGGUGGCGAGGAUGACGACAUCUUCAACCGGAUCUCCCUGACUGGGAUGAAGAUCUCGCGCCCAGACAUCCGCAUAGGCCGCUACCGCAUGAUCAAGCACGACCGGGACAAGCAUAACGAGCCCAACCCGCAGAGGUUUACCAAGAUUCAAAACACGAAGCUGACCAUGAAGCGGGAUGGCAUCGGGUCAGUGCGGUACCAGGUCUUGGAGGUGUCUCGGCAACCGCUCUUCACCAAUAUCACAGUGGACAUUGGGCGGCCCCCUUCAUGGCCCCCUCGGGGCUGAUCCUAAUGGACAAAGGCUCCCAGUGCCAAGGAUUGCCUGCCAGAGGACUGACCUAUAUAGCCUGGCUGGUGGUUGCUCUGUGGGGGAUCCCCCAGGACUGAGACUGUGGGCUCUGUUUUCCGAGGGUCUUCAAUAGGCCCAUCUGCAGCUGCACCUGGAAGUUUCAGAACCUACUUUGGGGGACUUCCAACCUGGGCAAGCCCCUCAAGUGUGGCCCUCUCUGGGGUCAACCCUUCUUCCUGCCCCUUCCUCCCCAGCCCAGCCCUCCCUCACUGUCAGGGUCAGGCCAGCCCCUGCACUGCCUCACCGAGUGGCCUGGGCUAGGUCACUCCACCUCUCUGUGCCUCAGUUUCUCCCCCCUUGAGUCCCCUAGGGCCUGAAAGAGUGGGAGGUACGACUAGGGGGCAGUGUCGCUUCCGGGGGAAUUCUCAGAUCUGGGGAUCCCCCGUACUCCCAGGGGAGGGGAAACCUUUUUCAUUCAACAUUGUAGGGGCAAACUCUGGUGCGCCCCCUGCUGAGGAGCAGCCCCAGGAGGGGACCAGAGGGGGUGCUGUGUCGCUGCCUGGGAUCUUGAGGUUGGGCUUUGCAUGCGGGGCAGGCGGGGCUUAGAUCAGUCAGUAAGGGUCCCGCCUCCCUGUCUCAGAGAGAAGGCAGUAGCCCCAGGGCCGGCUCGUUGUUUGUACAUUGCACAGAAACUUGUGUGGGUGCUUUAGUAAAAAACGUGAAUGGAGAA